Molecule: messenger RNA, 277 nt
Organism: Caenorhabditis auriculariae
Lineage: Eukaryota; Metazoa; Nematoda; Chromadorea; Rhabditida; Rhabditidae
Source: the annotation of a GenBank genome assembly
AUGCAACGGAUUAUGAAGGACGAUCCAAGAAGAACUUGGGCUGGCGAACACGUCAUCGAAUGGAUCGUCACUAAGCCGUGCGGAUCGACCCUUAAAUUAAAUCUGGUGCCGAGGUGAGUGGCUGCUCGCCGCUGACCGGUGGGAACCUGCACUCGAACCACUUCAGGCCUCGUUCAGAUGCAAAUCGAACAAUAUUCGCGUCGACACGUUUAUUACUAUACAAGUGGAAACAUUGGCCAGUCACAUCAAAAUGCUGAUCAAAAAUAGAGGAUUAUAA